AAGUGUGAUCCGAAUAAACAAAGAAAUUUUCCUCCUUGCCAAUCACAAGAGCAAAUCAUCUCAUCGCAAGUUGGACAUAGCCAUCUUUCCAUUCCCGUAAGCCCGCACCACGUCUCCCUCAAAUUGCCUCUCUCUUCUCAAUUCCUUAGAAAUUCUUCUCUCCAAUGGAGGACACAUGUGUCGAUUUGCCAAGCGAAUGUUGGGAACUCAUAUUCGAUCACCUCCAUCGCCACCACCAUCAAUUCUUGGAACCGGUUUCUCUUGUCUGCAAGAGCUUUCUCUCCCUCUCCAACCCACUUCUCCUUUCCUUAACCCUCUCUCCUCACACUAUCUCGGUCCUUCCAAGACUCCUCCUUAGGUUCCAGCGCCUGAAAACCAUAGUCGCUGAGGAAUUUUGCGGCGACCUCGAUGCUCUUCUCUCCCAAAUUGCCCGAUCCCACUUGAGCCUUCAGUCCCUCCAUCUCUCCAAGCAGAAAUCGGCUCCACUGGAGGGUCUUCGGCAACUGGGUUCCACGAUGAAGAGCUUGAAGUCUCUGAAAUGCUACAAUUUUGGGCGUUUAUGCGAUGGGGAUUUGAUUGAGAUAUCGAAUUCUUUGCCAUGGCUUGAAGAAUUGGAUAUCAGUUAUCCCACUGUCGAAGAAACAGGGGAAAGUGAAGGGCAUAUCACAGAUGCUGGGAUUGAGGCGAUGUCUAAAAAGUUAAGGGAGUUGAGGAAGAUUGACAUUUCCGGUUUUGCCAUCUCUAAUAGUGCCAACUUGGUUUCCGUUUCGGUGAAUCGACUGGACCUCAAUUCUUCUCUUUUCCGGUCUUCCUUGCAGACCAUUGAGAAUUCCUUCAUUUGUGCCAGAGCUUUAUCUGUGAUUGAAUUUUCGAGUAUGGUUAUUUCUGAUGCCCUUCUUUGUUCCAUUGCCAAAGCACAUCUUCCAUUGAAGAAGCUUGCACUCUCCCAUUGCCAGAAUUUCACAUUACUGGGGAUCUCUUCGAUUUUGCAUGCACACCAAUUUCUGAGUGAAUUAGACCUUCGUGGGGCAUAUUUCCUUACCGACCAGUGUAUGAAGGAUUUGUCUGGGUAUCUCUCAAAUGUAACCUCUAUAAACCUUGCUGCAUGCUCUAAGCUGACCAAUUCAACCUUCUUUAUCCUCACAAAAAGCUGCUCCUCACUCACAGAAAUCAAAAUGGAGAGAACAAAUCUAGGGGAAGAGGAUCAUGUCGUGGAUUUAGUGAAGAAUACUCGAAUCAGGUCUUUGAAAUUGGCUGGGAAUGAGCGAAUGAGCGAUGACUCUCUUAGCAAGUUUGCAUCUGUCUGCCCAAAUUUGCAGCUGCUUGAUGUGAGCUUUUGUGCUGGUAUUACAGGAGGAGGCAUUGCAGAAAUUUUGAAAAGUUGUGAUGAUGUUAGGCAUUUGGAGGUAAACUUCUGUGUAGGUGUUAAGAGUUUUGGUGCAGAUUCAAAACUUUCCAAAUUGGGGGUUUUGAAAGCAGCAGGUUCGGGGAUUUGUGAUGAAGGGCUGGUAAUGGUUGGACAGACAUGUCCUUGGCUCCUGCAUUUGGACUUGCGGGGUUGUUCUGGAGUGUCAACAAAAGGAGUGAAGGAAAUAGUGAGGAGCUGCAAGGGAUUGAGGGAGAUCAACAUCAAAGGAUGUCUUGAUCUGAAUGCCAAGUUUGUAGCUAGGAUGGUUUUCUCAAGGCCUUCAUUAAGGAAAAUAAUACUACCAAUUGGUUUUUUUCCAGGUUAUAACCAGAGGGAUUUUCUCCUGCGCCAUGGAUGUUUAGUUUGUUGUAGUUAGUUCUUGAAGGGAGCAAGAAGAGAUCUUUAUUAUUGAACCAGAAAAUCUGUUUUCAUUGCCGUUGUAUAAGAUUGUUUGGCUGAAUAAAAUUGCUUGACAUUGUAUACUAUCAUCCUUUUGUGCCAGUUUUCGGUUCCUAGUUGACCAAAGUAGAGGAUGUUUGGGCAUAUAGAGGGCUGAAUUAUCCAGAAAUCUUUCUGAGCAGCAGAAUUACUUAUCAAUAACUAAGGACUGGUGAUGAUUGGAAGGCUACAUUUUGGGUUGGUUGUUGCUUGAAGUGAUAGCAGGACGUAUAAAGGAUGAGGUGGUUGAUUUGAAGAGAAUUCAGAUAAAUUUUUUGGGUUUUCAUAAAGAUAGAUGUCCUAGUUUGAGUGUUGUUUUCAAGAUCAUCAGCAUGUAACCAUCUGGUUUCUUUCCUACUGGACCAGAGGAGCCUUUGUCCUGUGCCAUGGAUGUCUAGUUGGUAAAGCUUAAGCUUCCUAGAGGAACAUGCAAAGCAAACAGUAUUACCUCUGUUUUUCAGUUACUAUUUUGCAUAAAAUUGUUGCAGAGAAUCAAGAUUUGUCCUGCAGGAUACAACUACAACUGUAAGUAAUCAGUAUUUGAGUGUCAAUCAAGAUUUCUGUUUCAACAAAUUUUCAAAGUUUUUCAUA
Vitis riparia (riverbank grape) is the source of this 2437-nucleotide messenger RNA. RefSeq names its product F-box/LRR-repeat protein 3. The coding region runs from base 165 to 1784 and encodes 539 amino acids. The record is from RefSeq and is a predicted model, not a curated record. Gene Ontology annotation, molecular function: protein binding. Gene Ontology annotation, cellular component: SCF ubiquitin ligase complex. The transcript has 2 exons. NCBI's taxonomy places the organism in Eukaryota, Viridiplantae, Streptophyta, Magnoliopsida, Vitales, Vitaceae. Gene Ontology annotation, biological process: SCF-dependent proteasomal ubiquitin-dependent protein catabolic process.